AUGCAAAGGCGUGGAUCGCAGCCCUCGUCUUCAAGCUCAAGCUCAAAUCGAUGGCCCUCAGUGCCAAACUUAGACGGACCCCAAAGUCAACCCCGGCUCAAACCCCUGCCCCAGCUCCCAACCACUAAGGCCGCAUCUACAAUCCAGCGUCGUUGGGACGCUCCGGAUGUCGUAGCUGGUCGCGUUGCUGAUCGGAUCCGCACAAUCAACAGCCUUCAGCAACUGCCGUCCAUAGUACCCAAGAGAUCUGAACCUGUUCUUCCGCCGAGCCAACCACCCGUAUUGUUCCCAGAAGAUGAGUUCCGACGAGCCUCACCAUUUCCCCGAAGGGAUUCUGCUCAAAGCCCUAUCCGACCUGAAACACCCCUCUCGCAAUCACAUCCCCGCUUGAGCCCUCUGGUUCACUGUCCAAUGCCGAAACGAUACCAACCACGACUGUCGGCAAAUAUCGAGAAGGUGGCAGUACCAAUCGACGAACAAUUGAUGUGCUACCGACACGGUCGCAAGCUCAAAAUAAGAACAAGUGUACCAGCUGGCAUGGACAAAGCUUCCAGUGGUUCGUACAUUCCUACCGGCCCUAUGAUCAGACAACAAGUCGAUCCAUUGAGUCCGUGGGCUUUUGGAAGACGUCUUGCUAAGACCAGUGGAACAACAGUCUCUCCCGACAUCUGUUCCGAUUGCCUUGCCGAGCAACGAAUUCUGGAGCGUGAAGUCGAAUCCAGUACUCGUACUCCCCGAACUCUACCUGUCCAACCAUUGAAAUCUGCAAGCAGCUCUAUAUAUACCGAACCCGGCACACCUCCUGAGUCUGGCCAGUCAUCGAACGUCCUUGUUGGAACAACCAUCGACAAUCAAACAAUCCAAGUGCCCGGGGCCACAGUAUCUGACCUACCUCCAGACAAAUUUGGCGGUAUCGUGGCAACGGAUCUCGGCGACAUGAUUGACGCCAUCAUUGUCGAGCACAGUGGCAGUCUAGGCAAAGUCAUCUCCAACAUCCGUAACGGUAUGCCAGAUAGUGAUUGGACCCAGAAGCUCUCACGCGAUCUUGCUAAGGUUUCGGAAGCGGUAGCGACUCUCCCAGAAGAUGACAUUCGACAAGCUCCUGCUUUCUCCCGGAACAUCAAUGGCCGACGCUCAAUCAUACUAGAUGCUUCGCCUGAUGCUCUCCGACGACGAGCAAAGACUAUGCCUGAACUGCUUGACUUGGUCGAAGCUGCAACGGAGGAGUUUGGCAUUUCAAGCUCGAACGUUCCCAGACGGAAGUUUAGCCUGGACCAAAUACGCAUGCCAGGCGACUUCCCUCACACCCCGAGCACUCACUCGUCCACAACCAUCGACUCACCUGCUGCCCGUCCAGCCAUGCAGCCUGCUUCGUCUGCACAGUCUGAAGCAUCUAUCUCAGCAAUCACGCCCCAAGCACUUGAGACAGUGCGCAGAUCUGGGCCAUCGGUAGCAGCGAACCAGGCCCUCAAGGUGCAGCCUCCGUCAACUUCGGAAGCAGAUGAAGACGAGGCGACUCUCGUCGAGCAUGAACUGUUGCUUCCCAGUGUGAACUCAUCUACCAAAUCCCAACAAGGUCAAAACACCUCUGGCGAAGCAUCGACUGCUCAGCAGCGGAGUCGAAUUCCGAAGGCUUCCGCAAUACCUUUAGCCAGGCCCUUGUAUGCGUCGUCUGACACACCACGCUCAGAUCCAGCCGAACUAAAUCCCAGUGUGGUAGCCAAGCAAUAUCAAUACCAGCGAACGUUUCAACAGGGUUGGUUGAGAGAAGCAGCUGUAAUUGAGAGAGCUCAAAGGCGGAGCAGAAGCAGGAGCAGUGGUGCAAGUCGUGUAUGA
This is a messenger RNA of Aureobasidium namibiae CBS 147.97, 1836 nucleotides long. RefSeq lists its product as uncharacterized. NCBI's taxonomy places the organism in Eukaryota, Fungi, Ascomycota, Dothideomycetes, Dothideales, Saccotheciaceae. The record is from RefSeq and is a predicted model, not a curated record. The coding region runs from base 1 to 1836 and encodes 611 amino acids. The transcript is spliced from 2 exons.